Messenger RNA from Caretta caretta (loggerhead turtle), 1779 nucleotides. It is a transcript of the gene LY86, whose product is annotated as lymphocyte antigen 86. Gene Ontology annotation, biological process: positive regulation of lipopolysaccharide-mediated signaling pathway; innate immune response. The record is from RefSeq and is a predicted model, not a curated record. Lineage: Eukaryota; Metazoa; Chordata; Testudines; Cheloniidae.
GCCUACAGUGUUUUGCAGCCUGAAAUGCCAAGUUAAGCUUGUCUUACACUCUGAGCCCCAAGUGCCCAACUACAGCAUGAGAAUGGAACGGGGGGCGGGGGGAAUUAGAUAAAUAACUAUUUAUCUAGUUCAACAAAGAAUUAAGGCUGCGGACUGGAGCUUUUCCAAUGAGUCGGUGUCAGUAGAUCAUUCGUCAUUAGCUUAAACUAACAUGAAACAGAAAGCAGAAGUCUGAACAUAUGGAACUAACACACUCAGAAUUCUGAUUAGCCACUUGCUUACACUACGUUGUUUCAAGCUGUGAGCCUGUAUUGAAUCAUUUAAUCCUUGUGCAGGCGGUUAAUAUAGUAACCUCUUACAGUUGUCACAGUCCUUGGAGAGAGGAAGUGGAAAACUACCCUCCUCGCCUUCAUGACAAGAGAGAAAAAUAAUUACGGAGACUACCGCACCAUCACCACCAUGAAGAUGCUUAAUGCUGCCAUUCUCAUUUUAGUCCUGUUUUAUCCCAGUCUCAGCACAGCGUGGCCUACGCACACAGUCUGCAAGGAGAAGAAUUUGGAAAUAUAUUACAAAAGUUGUGAUCCCGUGCAAGAUUUUGCUCUUAGCAUCGAUGGUUGUUCCAAAAUCUUAACGAAUACUUUUGACAUCAGAGCUGCAAUGAUCUUAAGACACAACAUCAAGGAACUGUCUCUGAACGUUAAUCUCAUCAUAAAUGGGAAGAGUAUCCUAGCCUACUCACAGAAACUUUGUGAGCCGAAUGACCGCAGGUUUAUUUUCUGUGGAAAGAGAAAAGGAGAACAUAUCUACUAUGAAGGGCCUGUCACGUUGGGAAUCCAUGAAAUCCCUCAAGGAGAGUACAAAGUUUCAGUGAAGCUGUAUAAUGGAGACCAUCUCACUGUUGCUUGUGCUGAUUUUACCAUAAAAAAUAAAUAAUUUUUCCCCAUAUAAAGCAAAGAAGCGAUCAGAAAGAGUUCAUUUAAAGUGGUAGGUCACCAAAAUAGUGCAAGCUUUGUAGCUAAGAAAGCUAGUUAUAUUCUACAGUGAUAUUGAAGAAAAUAAUUCCACUCAGAGGUUCGGGUGCUAUUCUUGUUUAUAAUCCACUGCUUUUAGGAACUCACUAGAACCCCAAGAGGUAAUUUAUCCUAUGACAUUCACUGUAUUCCAUUUGCUUUUGUUUCUAUAAUAUAUGGCUGCUUUAAAAUAGCAAGAGUUUUAAACUCUCAAAAGCCUUCCAGUCCACUAACUACAGAACUAAAUGAGACAGGCAUUGCUCAGUGAGCUAUCUAGCAGGAGGAGAUCAGAGCUUGGUGCUUGAACUCUGCCCUCCUUUUUUCCUGGGCUAUUGGAGGCAGGAGGGGACAAGGGCAUGCCUGCUAGAGCUAUGGCUUUUGUGACUGACACUCAGCAGGGAGUCCCAACCACAGAACCCUUUCCUACCUGAACUUGGUGCAACGAAUGUCUGUCUCAUUUUACAUCCGCAGAAUCCAAUGAUAGACUUAGAUUGUCCCAGAUUUCAAUUUUGCUCAGUCUCACAUGAUAUGGGAUUUGGAACAGCCUUAGUUUAACUAAAUGAGAGGCAGGCCAACAUUAUAGCAGAGGAGAGGAGUUGCAGUUGCUGCAUUAGGAGAGGAGGGCACAAGCACUGCCCAGGUCUUACUCUUAUAAAUUGACACCUUGGGAACCACUAUAUUGCACUCAGUCUCUGGUGGGGAGGAGGGAGUGCCUUACAUUAUCCCUUCCAAAUUCAGUAUUUACCUAGCACAGCGCCAUUUUUUUUUU